Molecule: messenger RNA, 1821 nt
Organism: Phaedon cochleariae (mustard beetle)
Lineage: Eukaryota; Metazoa; Arthropoda; Insecta; Coleoptera; Chrysomelidae
Source: the annotation of a GenBank genome assembly
AAGGAUCUUUAUGUUUUGGCAUGUAUUUAAAGAGUCGUGGCAUGAGUUGCGAGACUCAUUCAAAAUCUCGUUAAUUACUCUCGAUAUGGCUACAUGGGGUACAGUGAAUAUUUUUUUAUACUGCGAUUAUUGAUCAAACAAACUCUGAAGGAAUUCAAGACAACUAUGUGAAUUUGUAUUCGUAUUGGAAAAAGUUAGUGUUUUAUUUCAGUUUCUGUCAGUUCAUUUGCCGACAUGAAGAUUACAACGGGCUCUGCGCUGAAACUUCAGAAAGGAAAGUCUUCCUUUCAAUAUUUCGCAGCAUACAGUGCUACAUUGUCCAUCAUCACAAGCGGAAUGCACUAUGGUUGGCCAUCUCCAUCUCUACCGAGACUUCUAGAUACGAAUUCGACCCUUCCACUCACAGACUCUGAAGGCUCAUGGGUAGCAGUGACGCCUCUGAUCGGGGCUGUUCUUGGCUCUAUCAUAGUUGCAGUGAUAGUGGACAUUCUGGGAAGGAAGAAAACCAUACUUCUAUCCUCCUUUCCAUAUUUUGCUGCCUGGAUCAUGGUAGCCUAUGCCAGAUCUAUAUUACUCCUGUACACUGCCAGGUUCAUAGCUGGAGUAGCUGAUGGAUGGGUAUUUACAGCUGUUCCUAUGUAUAUUGGAGAAAUUGCUGAUCCUAAGAUCAGAGGAAGGCUUGGAACUAGCAUCUCAGUUUCUUGGAUCUUCGGAAUUCUUCUCAUCAAUAUAUUAGGUUCAUACCUGAGUAUAGCAGUCACUGGGUUGAUUUGCAGUAUUCUGCCAAUACUGUCCUUGUUAACAUUUGUAUGGAUGCCUGAAUCACCGUACUUCUUGUUGAUGAAAGAAAAUCAAGAAGGUGCUCAGAGAAGUCUUCAAACCUUCAGAGGUGUCACAGAUGUAGAAACCGAACUCAAUCGCAUCAGUAAUGCAGUCAAAUCUCAAAUGUUGAAUUCAGGAAAAUUUCUGGACCUCUUUACAGUAAAAAGCAACAGAAAAGCUGUGUUUAUAAUGUUGAUGGUUAGAGCUGCUCAACAACUCAGCGGAACCACUGCCAUCACGUUUUAUACGCAACCAAUUUUCAAUGAAGCUGGAAGUAACAUCUCACCGGCGAUUGCUAGUAUAGUGUAUUUCGCUGUGCAACUUCUACUAGCUAUGUUCUGCUCUGGCAUUGUAGAUAAAGCUGGAAGGAGACCUCUGAUGAUAAUAUCUAUUACUGGAUCUGCUGUUCUCUUAUUCGUUGAAGGAAUAUACUUCUACCUCGUAACUUGUACGGAAGUGGAUAUGGAACCGUUUUCACUCAUCCCUGUGAUAGCUUUGAUAGGCUUUGUUAUAGUUUUUAGUCUCGGAAUGCAGACGAUCCCUCUCUUGAUGCUCGGUGAACUAUUCCCAGCGAAUGUUAAAGCAUUUGCUCUUUGUUUAGCCGAUAUAUAUUUUGCUGGUAUAGCCAUCAUUGUUUCGAAAUUUUUCCAAAUAAUGAAAGACUCUUUUGGAAUGUACGUACCAUUCUUUGGCUUCUCUGGAUUUUGCGUGAUUGGUCUGAUUUGUAUCGUUAUCUUCGUUCCAGAGACCAAAGGAAAAACUCUAGAAGAGAUUCAAAUGUAUUUUAAGGGUGAAAGGCCUAGGGAGAAACAGAAUAGUGUAUGUAGUGAUUUUGGCAGUAGAAUAAGUGAGAGAGUCAUCUGAAUUUAUAUAGGUUGUUCUACAAACUUUUUCUGACUUAUUCCUACCUUGCCUUGUCUAUGCGAUUUUUUACAAUGUUUUUAUAUAUAAUUUUGUGUAUAAAUCUUGGAGGUUGGAAACUAUUAAAGUGUUCAUUUC